Molecule: messenger RNA, 1841 nt
Organism: Labrus mixtus (cuckoo wrasse)
Lineage: Eukaryota; Metazoa; Chordata; Actinopteri; Labriformes; Labridae
Gene: casq2
Product: calsequestrin 2
Exons: 11
Coding region: 321-1616 (431 amino acids)
Biological process (GO): regulation of cardiac muscle contraction by regulation of the release of sequestered calcium ion
Cellular component (GO): sarcoplasmic reticulum lumen
Molecular function (GO): calcium ion binding
Source: RefSeq, a predicted model, not a curated record
ACCAACCCCAGAACCUCACAGGGCCGGCUGUGCUCCUCUUUUUGCCUUUGUGUCUGAGGAGAGAGAGGGCAUGAAAGAGGGAUCAGAGUGGUUGAAAGAGUUGUCCUGAGGAUGCUUGUAAAGAUUGGAUUACUCUGCAAAGCUUGGGAUGCUUAAAAACUGUAACUGACAGACCAACGUUUACCUCUAAAACUCUGAUUUCCUACAUUUCCCUGCCCUCCACAGGGCUUAGGUGACCUUUUUUGCUUGUACUGUUUCAUUCUGUGAAACUUAAACCUAACGCAUUUGUUUUGGGGGGUGUGUGGUUUUUGUUCUGGACCAUGCUCUCCCUGUGGUUGUUUCUGCUCCCUUGCCUGAGCCUCGUGCCCCUGGCCCCGGCUGAAAAGGGCCUGGAGUUCCCACAGUACGACGGGAAAGACCGCGUCCUAGAUGUCAAUGACAAGAACUACAAGAAAGCCUUGAAGAAGUACAGCAUGCUUUGUCUGUACUACCACGAGCCUGUACCGGACAGCAAGGAGCUGCAGAAACGACACCAGAUGACUGAGCUGGUUCUGGAGCUCGCAGCUCAGGUUCUGGAAGAGAAGGACAUCGGGUUUGGAAUGGUUGACUCCCACAAGGAUGCAAAAGUUGCAAAGAAGCUGGACCUGGAGGAGGAGGGCAGUGUUUACGUUUUUAAGGCCGACCGUGUGAUCGAGUUUGACGGCUUGCUGUCAGCUAACACCCUGGUGGAGUUCUUGUUGGAUCUGUUGGAGGAACCAGUGGAGGUGAUAGGAAACGCUCUGGAGCUGAGAGCCUUUGACAGGAUGGAGGAAGACAUCCGCCUCAUUGGUUACUUCAAGAGCGAGGACUCUGAGCACUACGAGGCCUUUAAAGAAGCAGCAGAGCAGUUCCAGCCUUACAUCAAGUUCUUUGCAACAUUUGAGAAAUCGGUGGCCAAAGAGCUGACUCUGAGGCUGAACGAGGUGGAUUUCUAUGAGCCCUUCAUGGAGGAGCCGGUCACCAUCCCAGGCAGGCCUCACUCCGAGGAGGUGCUGGUGGACUUUAUAACUGAACACAGACGACCAACUCUGAGAAAACUGCGUGCAGAAGAUAUGUUUGAGACCUGGGAGGAUGAUAUUGAUGGAAUUCACAUCGUUGCUUUUGCAGAGGAGGAGGACCCUGAUGGUUUUGAGUUCUUGGAGAUCCUGAAGGAGGUGGCCAGAGACAACACCCAGGUACCUGAGCUCAGCAUCGUCUGGAUCGACCCUGAUGACUUUCCCCUGCUGAUCCCCUACUGGGAGAAGACCUUCAAAGUGGACCUGUUCAGACCUCAGAUUGGAGUCGUCAACGUUACAGAUGCUGACAGUGUGUGGAUGGAGAUGGACGAUGAAGAGGAUCUGCCCACCGCGCAGGAGCUGGAGGACUGGAUCGAAGACGUGCUCUCUGGUAAAGUCAACACCGAGGACGAUGAUGAUGAAGAUGAUGACGAUGACGAGGAGGAGGAGGAGGAUGAUGACGAGGAAGAAGACGAUGAAGAAGAUAAUGAUGAAAAUGAGGCCGACGAUGACGACCAGGAUGAUGAAGAGGAUGAUGAAGAGGAUGAGGAUGAAGAUGAUGAGGAUGAUGAUGAUGAGUAAAACGUAGCCUGAGGGUAGUAGAUGGUUAAGAUUCAGUUUUUCUUCUUCUAGUUUAACAAAUGUACAGUUAAAUAACUUUUCACAAAUCAAAUAAUUCCAAAUAUACAGAAUAUUUGCAGCUAGAAAUAAAAAUAAAUCUAUUCAGCGUCUAGAAAUGUUCUUUUCGACCAUGUAAAUAAGCCUGGAAUGGGUUUUGGGAUUAAAAUAAAUUAUAUGUACACUUCC